GUGCAGAUUGCUUUGAGCAAACUCAUGUCACGGUAUGACAGGACCACCGGUGACGAAGUCGCCCAAAACAUGAAGUCGAGCACGAUCAUGGCGCACGCACACGAGGAAGUGAAAACGCUGUUCGCAUCGGCUCAGUGCGGGGUUCGCAAUGACAUCCAGCAGAUGAGGGGGUGCAUCUUCGAGGCGGCCAUCGGGCCGAGGCUGAGACGACAUGCGAUCUCCAAGGGCAAGGACGAAGGCAAGGGCGGAUGCCAGAUCUGCCACAGGCCAAACCACACUGCCAAGGGGUGCAACUUGCGGGGCAAGGACAAUGGGACAAGGAAAGAGCAAGGCUUGAAGCUACAGGACCAGCACAGGCCCUACGGGAAAGAUUACCGAAUGUCAACGAUCAACAACGACGUCUUCACUGGCAAAUGCGACCAUUGCCACAAGACAGCGCACAAUAAGGCCGACAUCCGAAAGGAAGCAGCCGAAGAGAAAGCCAAAGGAAACGCCGCGAUUCAGCAGGACGACUCAUCAGGACGAGUCAGCAGGGCGAAGAUCGAGCGCGCGGAGGACGAGUUCGAGUGCGACAUCUUCGAUGACGACCAGCUGUGCUGCACGGCGAUGAAGGUCGACGACGCGGCGGAGGAAUGGUCCGCGAGCGACGGGGACACUGUGUUCAUCGCGCUGGACACGGCGAGCGACUACCACGUGGCGUCGAAGCCGAUCCUAUCGAUGUUCGAGGUCAUGGACGCGGGGGCGGAGUUCUGGCUGGGCGCGAAGAUUGGCGCGGCGAUGUGCCCGGGAGGCGACCUGAGCAAGGGCGCGCUGCUCACCGCAAAGAACAGCGCGCUUGGCUUCGACGCGGAGCCGUUCAGGUGUGCGAGCGAAGCCAGGGAGCGCCAGGCGAGGGCGAACGCGAACGAGCAGGAGGACGGGGGGCCGGGGCCUUCGCCUGGAGCUUCAGGCAGCGGGCCCAUCGGGGCCCCGCCAACCGAGGGGCCAGCAGCGCCAGAGCCGCUGGCCCCAGAACAUACGGCAGCAGCGCUGCGCGAGCGACUGGCUGCCCAGUCUGCGCUGCAGUGCAACGGGCAGGAGAUCGCGCCGCGCCAG
Messenger RNA from Prorocentrum cordatum, 1095 nucleotides. NCBI's taxonomy places the organism in Eukaryota, Dinophyceae, Prorocentrales, Prorocentraceae. The record is from the annotation of a GenBank genome assembly.